Labrus bergylta (ballan wrasse) is the source of this 1126-nucleotide messenger RNA. The record is from RefSeq and is a predicted model, not a curated record. NCBI's taxonomy places the organism in Eukaryota, Metazoa, Chordata, Actinopteri, Labriformes, Labridae.
GACGAUCAUCGAAAGUGUUGCUAGGAGAUCAUCGUGUUAGUGACGUCACAGCAGCGUCCUCUGAAGUGCCCGUCAGUGACGUCACGUUGAAUGUUCAGAUCAACAACUAUGAAGCUUCUUCCUCUCGUGUGUCUCUGCGUCGUGACUCGGUCUGGAAUAACGUUUGCUGAUGAAAACGGUGGAGUGGUGGUGAAAGAAGACAGUGAUGCUGUGUUACCGUGUUCCCUCAGCACCAAGGAGAACAUCGAGACGAAGCUGUUUGACUGGAAGAAAGACGAUCACAAGGAGGUGUUCAUGUACGACGGAGGAGAUUAUUACGCUCACGGCCUUUCAGGUCAAGACAAACAGUUUGAAGGUCGAGUCUCACAUUUUAACGACGAGCUGAAGAACGGUAACGCCUCCAUAAAGAUCAGGAAGACCAAGGUGGCCGACAGUGGAAACUACACCUGUUUUUUUCCUCGUCUGCAGCCGAGUCAAAUGUUCCACAUUGAGCUGGUUGUUGGUGCUAUCUUAAAGGACAGAACACCUGAAAAAAUCCAAGGCGCUGCUCCCAAGCCGUCUGUCACCACACUCGACCAAUCAAAGGACUGGUCUCUGCUGCAGUGUGAAGUUUAUGGAGCUUCUCCUCGACCUAAAGUGGAGUGGAGGGACAGUUCUGGAAACAUCCUUCAUGCUAAAGAAGCACAGGUCACAGAAAGAGGAGGCAGCUACGACAUCAUCCUCCAAACCACUGUGAACAAGACCGACCACUACAGCUGUGUGGUCACACAGGACCAGAUCAAACACCACACUGAGGCAGAGACCUACGUUCACAUCAACGGAGCAGCUUCAGAGCCGCACGUCAUUGGAGCAGCUUCAGAGCCGCACUGUCACCAACCUUCAUCAAACCAAGGACAGGCCCUGCUGCAGUGUUUAGUCAGAGGAGCUUCUCCUCGACCUAAAGUGGAGUGGAGGGACAGUUCUGGAAACAUCCUUCAUGCUAAAGAAGCACAGGUCACAGAAAGAGGAGGCAGCUACGACAUCAUCCUCCAAACCACUGUGACCAAGACCGACCACUACAGCUGUGUGGUCACACAGGACCAGAUCAAACACCACACUGAGGCAGAGACCUACGUUCACAUCAACG